Molecule: messenger RNA, 1488 nt
Organism: Arachis ipaensis
Lineage: Eukaryota; Viridiplantae; Streptophyta; Magnoliopsida; Fabales; Fabaceae
Source: RefSeq, a predicted model, not a curated record
AUGGGGUUCGGACAAAGAUGGAGGAGUUGGGUGAAGGAGUGUGUAAGUACGGCAACUAUGUCAGUCCUAGUGAAUGGAUCACCAUCCAAGCCUUUUAAGAUGGAGAGGGGCCUAAGGCAAGGAGAUCCUUUGUCUUCUCUUCUGUUUGUUCUUGUGGUGGAUGUCUUGCAUAGGAUGUUGGGAGAAGCGGUAAGGAAUGGGCGUAUUACUCCGCUAUGGGUUGGGGGAGAACAUAUUGAACUGUCACACCUUCAAUUUGCGGAUGACACUAUCCUAUUUUGCCCUCCGGAGACAGAGACAAUUGUGAAUUAUAAGAGGUUGCUGCGGUGUUUUGAGCUGAUGUCGGGUCUGAGCAUAAAUUUUGAUAAGUCGAAUCUCAUCUCAGUUAAUUGUGAGCAUGAGUGGGUGGAGCAUGUGUGUGGCCUUCUAGAGUGCAAGCAAGCUGUUUUACCUGUGAGGUAUCUCGGGAUUCCUCUAGGAGCGAACCCGCAUUUGGUGAAGACUUGGAAACUGGUCAUAGAUAAGGUGGAAGCGAAGCUAAGCUUAUGGAAAGCGAAAGUUCUAAAUAAAGCAGGCAAGCUAGUUCUUAUUAAAUCGGUGUUGAAUAGCCUGCCGAUUUACUACCUUAGCUUGUACAAGAUGCCGAAGGCGGUCGCUGACAAGUUGAUUGCCUUACAGAGGAGAUUCUUGUGGUGUAAGGAGGAUGGUAACAACGGUAUACUUUUGGUGAAAUGGGAAAUGGUUCAGGCCCCUAAGAAGGCUGGAGGGUUGGGGGUUGGUGAUGCAGUGCUCAGGAACACAGCGCUGCUGUUUAAGUGGUGGUGGCGGUUCUCCAAGGAAGAUUGUCCGUUAUGGAAGAGGAUUGUAUGCUCCUGUAACAACUUGAAUCCUCAGGUUAUGCUUUCUAGUCAGACUCUACCGGUAAAGGGUGGCCCCUGGAAAGACAUCUGUCAGUUGAAUAUAAAGGAUCAGCGGGUGUUGCAAUCUGAGAAUCUUUCGGAGGAGAUUACAAGUUAUAGCUUCACAAGUGCGAUCUGGAAAGGGUUGGUUCCGACUAGAGUCGAGCUAUUUGGUUGGUUUGUGUUAGUGGGAAGAGUGAAUACUAAAGAAAGAUUGAGUAGAUUAGGCAUACUUCAACAGCAUGAUAAUAUCUGUGUCUUGUGUAAAAAGGAUAUUGAGUGUGUUCAUCAUUUGUUUAUGUUCUGUGAGUUUACAUGGCAGGUGUGGUGCGUCUGGUUGAGAUGUUUUCACAGAGAUUGGGCUGUCCCAAGAAGCAUUAAGGGCUUGUUUGAGAGUUGGAAUGGAACGACAAGUAGAAAAGAGGAGCAGAAGAGGUGGCUGGCUGGGUUUUUUGCGGUUAUUUGGAAUGUCUGGUUAGAACGCAAUAACCGGAUCUUCAACAAUCAAGAGGUUAAUGUUGGUGUCAUUCAAAACAGGACGUUUUUUAGCUAUAAGGAGUGGACUGGUAUUGAUCCUACUGGUUGUUGA